Knipowitschia caucasica is the source of this 483-nucleotide messenger RNA. Lineage: Eukaryota; Metazoa; Chordata; Actinopteri; Gobiiformes; Gobiidae. The record is from the annotation of a GenBank genome assembly.
AUGACCAGUCAGAUUGAAGACCUGCAGAAGGAGGCUAAGCAGAGAAGGAUUGAGUCAAACCGGGCGCGCAGACAGUUUUUGUUGGAGUUACGGCAAGCUCAAGACGCGAAAGAUCAGGAGCUCAACGCUCUGAGAGAAUUGAUUGUGGACAAUGCCACAAAGAACACGUCGACUGCCGAAGUCGAGACGCAGACUGACGUUAGUCCUGAGCUGCUCCAGCUGCAGCUGAGUGCGGCCAGAGACAAGUACUUGAUCCGAACACCGUCCGAAGAGACCACUACGAGAAGUGCCGAGCAGGAGGGUCUUCGUGAGCAGCUCAAACGAGCUCAAGAAGAACUCAAGGUUCGAGAUGAACAGAUCCAGGCGCUGCAGAAAGCCAAGGAUCAGACCGUAAUUGAGGUCAAAGAUCAGUUAGAAGUCGCCACAACCAGAAUGAGGCGUUUAAGGGGUUUGGUGCGAGAGCAAGAGGCGCAGUGGAAGUAG